This is a messenger RNA of Gekko japonicus, 1710 nucleotides long. It is a transcript of the gene CCDC69, whose product is annotated as coiled-coil domain containing 69. NCBI's taxonomy places the organism in Eukaryota, Metazoa, Chordata, Lepidosauria, Squamata, Gekkonidae. Gene Ontology annotation, cellular component: nucleus; cytoplasm. The transcript is spliced from 11 exons. The record is from RefSeq and is a predicted model, not a curated record. Gene Ontology annotation, molecular function: microtubule binding. Bases 187 to 1326 code for a protein of 379 amino acids.
UUCUGAUACUUACGGUGCGCGACUGUCUAAGCAUGAAGUUCAAGUAGACUGUUCGCAGGUUCCGUUUCGGGGUCUCGUAGGAGGCAGUGCACGGGAUGGAAACCUUCCCGUCUUGCUGCGGCUACUCUUAACGCCCGGGACUCUCCGCAGAGCUGCCCCCCCCCCCGGCCCCUCAGGCAAAGCGCGAUGGGCUGCAAGGGGAGCAAAAUGGGCUGCUGUGAAGCCAGAAGAAAGAAACAAGUCAGAUCUCAGCAUGAAAGGGGCAAGGGUUCCUGCGAACUAACAACUUUGAAGUUUUCCAACGCCAAUGCAGCACAUGUGCAUGAGGAAGCAGAGAAAGAGAAGGCAGAGCUGCUGGAGAAGCAGAGGAACAAGAUCACAAGUCUCCAGCAACAACACCAGGAGGAGAAAGAAUCUCUGAAGAACGCUCAUCGAGCUGAGACUGAGAGACUUAGCCUAGAAGUUAAAACCCAGUACUCAUAUUCAUCAGCACUGUGUCGGAGUGAUACCAAUGCAGCACAUGUGCAUGAGGAAGCAGAGAAAGAGAAGGCAGAGCUGCUGGAGAAGCAGAGGAACAAGAUCACAAGUCUCCAGCAACAACACCAGGAGGAGAAAGAAUCUCUGAAGAACGCUCAUCGAGCUGAGACUGAGAGACUUAGCCUAGAAGUUAAAACCCAGGUGGAAAAGGAGAAGGAUUUAGAAUGUAGACAGCAAAUCUCUGAGCAGCGUGAAUUACUGAAGAGAGAGCAGGAAGAGAGGCUGCAAGAGUUCCAGAAAGCACAUGACCAAGAGAAGCUGCUCCUGAGAGAAUCCUAUGAAAGGUCCCAGUCAUCUUUACAGGAGAUGAUUGACAGAUUGAGUUCCCAGCUGGCAUCCUUCCAAGAGAAAAUGAAACGGGUAGAGGAGUCAAUCCUGAGCAGAGACUUUAAGAAGCACAUCCAGGAUUAUGGGAGCCCUAGCCAGUUCUGGGAACAAGAACUUGAAAGUCUGCAUUUUGUCAUUGAGAUGAAGAAUGAACGCAUCCAUGACCUGGACAAAAAGCUCCUGAGCCUGGAGUCAGUGAUGGAGAGAAACUUGUUGCUUGAGGAGAAAGUUAAAACUCUUCAGCAAGAGAAUGAAGAACUCCAAGUACGGAUGCAGAACCACCUGGCAGUGGCAAGGCAGCUUUCUGAUGAGCUCAUCACUAUUCGUCAGGCCAUGGAGAAGGAGUCACAGCUGAGAGAACAAGCCCACCGGGAAAAGGAAGAGUUGCUGUACAGAAUGCUUAGUGGUGAUCCUUCCCACACCUUCCCCAUUUCCACUGAGGCACCACUCAUAGCUACAUAGCAUUUUGAAAAGCAAAAAGGACUGCUGGGAGUUGGGGGUGGUGGAAGAGGAUGAAAACAAGACUCCUCUAUCCGUUUAUUCUAGUUCUGAACUAGACCCGGAGCUGUGAGACUCUGGCAGGAGAAGGGAUCCAGAGGUACCACAUGCUGUGUUCACUUCACUGUUCUGACACUUGAGGAUGUUAAAGUGAGUUGCUUAAAGAGGGGAGGUUUUCCAGCCUUAAUGCUAGUUAAGAAACAAUGUGUUGUCGAAGGCUUUCACGGCCGGAGUUUCACGGCCACACAUCCCGGAAAAUCUACAGCAACUACGAAACAAUGAUAGGCCUGCAUAUGAGUAAUGUAUGCAAAUCAGCAGUGGCCUGGGAUCCCUCCCUCCCUCCCUCCC